Caenorhabditis briggsae is the source of this 1281-nucleotide messenger RNA. The record is from RefSeq and is a predicted model, not a curated record. NCBI's taxonomy places the organism in Eukaryota, Metazoa, Nematoda, Chromadorea, Rhabditida, Rhabditidae. The transcript is spliced from 9 exons. The coding region runs from base 1 to 1281 and encodes 426 amino acids.
AUGACGAGUGGAACAAGUAAUGGUGUACCACCAUUGAAGCCUUCGCGAAGUUUCCUACCACAAGAUAACGGCCCAAUGUUGCACAGAAGUCCAUCAGGAGCAAAAAGGAAGAUUCGACAGAAGCGGACUGCGGCAGAGGAAGCCGCACUAUCCCGCCCAUCCCCAUUCUUCUCGCCAUCCAGCUCCUCUUCUCAAACGUCCAUCUCCCCAACACCAACCGAAACAUCAUCCAACUACCGGUCUCUGAUUGAUUCCGGAGACUAUCAAUCCAUUCUUCCCGAUUUUGAUCCCUCGUUCGUACCUGUUCCAACACCAAGACUCUCCGUCCCAUUCUCCAAUUCGAUGAGCUCAUUAGAACUUUCUUCCAACACAACCGUAUCCUCACCGGUUUCGGUUGUUGCUCCACAGGCUCCGCCCCCGAUGCCACCUCCGGUCACAGCCAAGCCAACUGUUGAGGUUCAUCCAAUGCCAAUCGACGAGCGUAGUCCUUCCAUGGCCUCAUCUUUGAACGGAUCCAUUGAUAUUGAUAUCUACAAACCAAAGCCUCCGGUGCCAAUCAAACCAAAGGGCUUGAGAAUUGAUCAUUUAAAUCGAUCAACCUCAAUGACGUCCCUCUCCUCGCCAUCUCCAAUUCAGCAUACCACUUCAUCCUUCCUGAAUAACUUCAUGCCAACUCCAUCUCUAAUAAAUCUUCAACAAUCGUACCGUAAUCCGGAUCUGGGCUCGCAGGACCUGGCACGUCUCGAAUCGACACGGCAUGAAAGUAUUCAAAAAGUCAGCAGGAAGCUAAUCACUUAUGAGGAUGAGAAAAAUAUGAUUGAAAACGAAUUAGAAGAGAUCGAACGAACUGGUGCCCGUCUUUUAUCAAUAGUCGAGCAACAGGAUAAAAAUCUCGCUAUCCGAGUACGCCGGUAUUUAGAAAAAAGCAAGGAACUAGUGGGAAUCGAAACGAACCUCCGUCUGCAAUGGAGCAAACUGAAUGAGCGCAUUAAAGAUGGUGCCAUUGAUAUUCAAUCCGCCCGUGCUGAAGAGGGAUACAUUGCAAAGAGAUUGAAGGACACUGAUUUUUUGAGAAAAAUUAGCACACGAAGAGAAGCUGAUUACGAUAAAGAACUGUCGGAAAUCUUCAACCAGGAUGAACUUCAUCAAUGGUUCCUAUUUAAGAAAGCCACCAUCAAAUGGCUCCAAAACGAAUCGUCAGUCAGUUACUUCAUUCGAGAAUCCAACGCCAAACUCGAUGCAUUGCAUCUUGUGCCGCGUGGCACAAGUGCGCAAAUCUAA